Prunus armeniaca (apricot) is the source of this 486-nucleotide messenger RNA. Lineage: Eukaryota; Viridiplantae; Streptophyta; Magnoliopsida; Rosales; Rosaceae. The record is from the annotation of a GenBank genome assembly.
AUGCUGAGGUAUGGAAGUUUAAGUGCUAUGUCAAACAAAGUAUGUUUUUAUGCAUCGAAGAGUGCAGAUGGUUAUGCCAUGUUGAUGAAUGAGUUUAGUAGAUGGGAGGGAAUUUGUGAAGGCUUACGGCAAAAGGAAGAAGAGACAAGUUUGAAAUUUGGUAGUGCUGAGCAAUGUCCUCCUAAUAUUGUGAAAGAUCCAAAUAUCGUUAAGAUAAAAUGCACUCAAGCAAGGCAGGGUGUAACGCGCAAGCGUCGACAAUGUCAUUUGUGUCGUGGAUAUGGACAUACAAAGCGGCCGUCCCCGGACAUUAGCUACAGUUAUCCUAGUCAAAAGGUUUCUGAAUGUAGAGGCAACUAUGUGGUUGAUUUGUCAGGUUCUGAUAGUUUUUCUACUGCAGACCCAACCGGUUCUACCCCCAACAGUGACGAUGGUUUCUCAUUCGACAAUGAUUUGGUGAUGGACAAGAUGCUUUCAUAUGACUGA